CCCCGCCCCUUGGAGACGCGCGGCGGCUGGAGCUCGGCCGCCGGGGCCGCGGGCGGCGUGAGAGCUGCGCCGGGCUGGGGCACCCGGGCGGCCGCCGCCAUGAAGCUGACGCGGAAGAUGGUCCUGUCCCGGGCCAAGGCCGCGGAGCUGCACAGCGUGCGGAAGCUCAACUGCUGGGGCAGCCGCCUGACUGAUAUCUCCAUAUGCCGGGAAAUGCCCAGCCUGGAAGUGAUCACCCUCAGCGUCAACAGCAUCUCCAGCCUGGAGCCCGUGAGCCGCUGCCGGCAGCUGAGGGAGCUCUACCUGCGCAAGAACCGCGUCCCCAGCCUGGCCGAGCUGGUGCACCUGAAGGGCCUCCCGCGCCUGCGCGUGCUGUGGCUGGCGGAGAACCCCUGCUGCGGCGCCUGCCCCCGCCUCUACCGCAUGACCGUCCUGCGCAACCUGCCGCACCUGCAGAGGCUGGACAACCAGGCUGUGACCGAGGAGGAGGUGUCCCGAGCACUGGUGGAGGGAGAGGAGGUCACGGCGCCCAGCAGAGAGGACUUGGGGAACGGUCCGCCCGCGCUGUCCUACGUCCUGAGCGCUGUGGACGCCACUGGCGAGACACCACGGGACCCGCUGAGCCUCGGCCAGGAGGAGGCCAGCGUCCAGGGGCAGCUUGGCCUGAAGCCCCCUUCCCGGGACCGGUUUCCUUCCUUCUCGCAGAGGGAGGCCGCGAGCAGUCGCAAGAACAGGAACAACAUCCUGACCGCCAUCCUGUUGCUGCUGCGGGAACUGGACAGCGAGGGGCUGGAGGCCGUCCACCAGACCGUGGUCAGCCGGCUCCAGGCCCUACAGAAGCAGGAGCUGCAGGAGGAUGUGGAGUGACUCAGCGGGGAUGCCGAGCUAAAGCCCAGCACCUUCCUGAGCACCUGGGCGGACACAGCCGCAGCUUCUGCUGGACCCCAGGCUGAGCCCUGGUUCACAGGGCUGCAUCCUUGGGAAGCCUCGUCCACCUGGGAGAGCCGAGCUCUCACCGUGGACGGGCAUCCUGGCAGGGGCAGGCGCGGCUGGCUGGGCAGACCUGCCCCGUGCCCUCCGCUGUGAGGGGCCGUGGCCAGAUGCCCCCCUGAACAGCAGGGCCUCCUCCCCUUGCCUCUUCCCGAAGGUGGGUUUUGCAGCCGUUUGCCCUAAUAAAUAUUUUUCCAAAGUCUGA
Hippopotamus amphibius kiboko is the source of this 1195-nucleotide messenger RNA. It is a transcript of the gene CFAP410, whose product is annotated as cilia and flagella associated protein 410. Gene Ontology annotation, molecular function: protein binding. Gene Ontology annotation, biological process: cytoskeleton organization. NCBI's taxonomy places the organism in Eukaryota, Metazoa, Chordata, Mammalia, Artiodactyla, Hippopotamidae. The record is from RefSeq and is a predicted model, not a curated record. The transcript has 7 exons. The coding region runs from base 100 to 867 and encodes 255 amino acids.